UUUAGUCGGUGGAAUUAACUUUGGCUUCGAACAGAAAAUGAAAAUGAAAGAGAAAUUGAAGUUGAAAUGAGAAUUGGAUUCGUCUUCUUGUCUUCAACCCUUUCUUCUUCUUCUUCACAGAUUGGAUCCUCCAUUUCUCGGUCCAUCGUACGGCCUACACCCUCACUCCUGCUCCAUCGUCCCUUUCACAUCAUUCCAAAUCGUACAACCACUCGAAGCAACAAUUUGCAGUUUUCAGCACGUACAACCCUUACUACAUCAGUUUCUUCCAUGGCUUCCUCUUUCAUGCCUGAACAAGCUAGGGUUCCUACCGCUCUCCAAUUGCCCUCUCCUUCCAUCACAAAGUUUAAGAUUGGGCUAUGUCAAUUAGCAGUGACAUCAGAUAAGGAAAGGAAUAUUAUUCAUGCUCGAACAGCAAUUGAGGAGGCUGCUGAGAAGGGGGCUAAGCUUGUUGUUUUGCCUGAAAUAUGGAAUAGUCCAUAUUCAAAUGAUAGCUUCCCAAUUUAUGCUGAAGACAUUGAUGCUGGUUCUGAUGCAUCUCCAUCAACUGCCAUGCUCUCUGAAGUAGCUCGACUUCUGAAGAUCACAAUAGUGGGAGGCUCUAUACCUGAACGCAGUGGGGACAAGUUGUAUAAUACUUGCUGCAUUUUCGAUGCUGAUGGAAAGUUGAAAGCUAAGCACAGAAAGAUACAUCUUUUUGACAUAGAUAUUCCUGGUAAAAUAACCUUUAAGGAGUCAAAGAUGCUUACAGCAGGAGAGACUCCAACUGUUGUGGAUACAGAGAUUGGCCGAAUUGGUAUAGGGAUUUGCUACGACAUUCGCUUUCAGGAAUUGGCUAUGCUAUAUGCAGCAAGAGGUGCUCACCUGAUCUGUUAUCCUGGGGCAUUCAACAUGACUACAGGACCACUGCACUGGGAGUUACUGCAAAGGGCAAGGGCAGUUGAUAAUCAGCUAUAUGUCGCAACAUGUUCACCUGCUCGAGAUGCUGGUGCUGGAUAUGUGGCUUGGGGGCAUUCCACAUUAGUUGGACCAUUCGGAGAAGUGCUGGCGACGACUGAACAUGACGAGGCGAUAAUCAUCUCGGAGAUUGACUAUUCACAAAUUGAGCAGAGGAGGACAAACCUUCCAUUAGAGAAGCAAAGGCGUGGUGAUCUUUACCAGUUGGUAGAUGUACAGAGGUCAAGUUCUCAGUAAUGCUAGUUAUGUGUCAUAAGGAGUGUAAUGAUGACAUGAAAACCUGAUAGUUUUGCUUGAGAACUGAAGUUCUAUGGAGAUGGGGAUCAUGUCUAGAAAAGAUGAUUGCUAAUUCUUCCAUAGUGGCUGAUGGUCAGAGUUCUAGUCAAUCAUCCUUAAUUUAAUCUUCAACUUUGGAUGUGCAACAUAUUCUGAUGCAGAAGGUGGAUGUUCUGCUUAUAGGAUAAUGACAUUAUGUGCAAUAAGGGAGACCGAUUGUUCAUGUAUUGUUCUGGUGAUUGUACUAUGUCUGUUUGGAAUAUAAUUGCGGCACUGCCCUUGUGUCAAUGAAAUCAA
This is a messenger RNA of Nicotiana tabacum (common tobacco), 1530 nucleotides long. RefSeq names its product omega-amidase, chloroplastic. The record is from RefSeq and is a predicted model, not a curated record. Gene Ontology annotation, molecular function: omega-amidase activity. Lineage: Eukaryota; Viridiplantae; Streptophyta; Magnoliopsida; Solanales; Solanaceae. Gene Ontology annotation, biological process: oxaloacetate metabolic process; L-glutamine metabolic process. Gene Ontology annotation, cellular component: mitochondrion.